AUGGACUGGGGCCAGGCGCGUAGCAGGGUCAGCCGCGGUGUCCACACGGCGCUGUCGCUUGACGGGGCCGGCGACGGGCCCGGGGCGUACCGCGAGUACUUGCGGACGCUCAGCGACAUUGCGGUGCUGCUGAGCGAUGCCGAGGCGCAUGUGGGCGCGACACCGGUGGACGAGCGCGGAGCGACGCUCAAGCUUGUGGAACAGCUUAUGUUUUUCGGCGGACAGUGCAUGGAGCGGGUGCAGGCGCUCGCCCUGCCGCACCUGACGGCGCUGCCGCACGUGCCACGGCCUGCCGCACCUCGCCAUGCUUCGUCGACCGUGGGUGCAGGCACGCCGCGAGUGGUGGUUCCGAGCGCCGGGCCGGCAAUGAUGGCAACAGUGGUGACUCCGCCGGGUGGCGGCGGACGGGCUGCUGCUGCGGGCUUGACGGUCAACGAGCACCACGCGAUCAUGUUGCCGGUGCUCCAGGCGCAGGCGCAGAACGAGGCGAUGAUGGCGCGGCUGCGGCGGCGGACGGGUGGGCGCGGCGGCGAUCGGUACCUGCAGACAAUGCGCAAGGCGGCGGAGAACAUGGCCAUUGCGCGGAAGAAGCAGGAGCUGCUCACGGCAGUCUUGUUCAACCGCAAGAAGCAGGCCGAGGCUGCGGCGCUUGCCGAGGCCGACGCCUCGAUUCCCGGGCAGAUGCAGCUGUUUUUCGGCGAAGAUCAUCCACAGUGGCGGCAGUUCCAGCAGUGGAAGCAGUUCCAGCACUGGAAAGCGAGCCAGGGAGAGGCCGGGGGCGCGAGCGGCAGCGCGCCGAGCACGCCAACGCAGGGCAUUGUGAGCACAGCACAGGAGCCAGCGCUACCGUCGCCGUCGUACAAGGCCGAUCGCAACAACCCGUACGCCGACGAAGACGCCCAGUGGUGCGAGGAGCUGAGUUCUGCUGGAGACGACGUGCUCCUCGUCCACACCCACCUCGCACGGGUUUUGCACCUCGCUGACCAUCCGCUCGGCAAGAUGCUUGCCGAGUUCUCGACGCAAUUUGCGGCCAAGUACGGAGCGACCAAAAGCAGCGGAGCGCAUGCGACAAGCGAAAGCGAGCAGGCAAGCGAGGCGAGCUUGCCGCAGGCGGUGACCACGAUCCAGUCGUUCGUCGCGCAGUUUUGCGAGUCAAUCCUGGAAGCGUAUCCCGAGGUGUCGGGUGUGUCGUGCGGUGCGGACCAGGUCCAGCUGACAGUGGAGGAGGCCGUGUUUCCGGAAGUGUACGCGCCGCUCUUCCGGCUGUACGUGAGCGCGUCUGCUGAGCGUGACACUGUGUUUCGGCUCAAGCUCACAACGCAGCUCAAUGAGCUGCCGCCGUCGGCCUUUGGCAUUGCGCCGCGGUUCUGGCUUGUGGGCGGCGGCGAGGGAGUGGGCCCCGAGUCGCUGGCACCGGAGCAGGUGCAGAGCGGGAUGCUCGCAUCGUACGCCAAAGUCAUCUCGCAGUUCCGCCUAGUCUCGGAGGCGCGGUCGCCAGGGGAAAAGCUGAUGGGCCUCGUCAAGGCCUCGCAGGUCAUCUGCACCACGGUGGAGGACUACUACCGCACACAUCCGCGCGACGAUGUCGACGGAGCGUCGCUGGCUGUCGGAGCUGAGGAUCUGCUUCCUCUCUUCUCGUACCUCCUCAUCCACGCGGCCAUCCGCGACGUGUGGGCCAUGUCGGCCUUUCUCACCGACUUUAUCAACGAGUUUUACUGCAUGGGCGAGGAGGGCUACGCGCUUGCGACAACCCAGACUGCGCUCGAGUACAUCGACGGGUUUGGCGCGUGA
This is a messenger RNA of Thecamonas trahens ATCC 50062, 1791 nucleotides long. RefSeq lists its product as uncharacterized. Gene Ontology annotation, biological process: early endosome to late endosome transport. NCBI's taxonomy places the organism in Eukaryota, Apusomonadida, Apusomonadidae. Gene Ontology annotation, cellular component: early endosome; plasma membrane; tubular endosome. Gene Ontology annotation, molecular function: guanyl-nucleotide exchange factor activity; SNARE binding. The coding region runs from base 1 to 1791 and encodes 596 amino acids. The transcript has a single exon. The record is from RefSeq and is a predicted model, not a curated record.